Molecule: messenger RNA, 1425 nt
Organism: Penicillium expansum
Lineage: Eukaryota; Fungi; Ascomycota; Eurotiomycetes; Eurotiales; Aspergillaceae
Exons: 4
Coding region: 1-1425 (474 amino acids)
Biological process (GO): reciprocal meiotic recombination
Source: RefSeq, a predicted model, not a curated record
AUGCAGCAUCUGCAGCCACCCAUCCCUCCUCAAGUCUAUCGUUUAGCCAUUGCCAAGUUCUCCCAUACAACGACUGCCAUCGAUCAUGUCGGUCCACUGACCUGGAAUCAUGUCCCUGGGAGUGGAGAUCUGGCUUGCAUCUUUGAGAAGUUCCUCGAUUUCGGGUCUGUGCCAUCGAGGAUGAUUCAGAAAGUGGUCCGAGGUGAUGGCAUCCUGGAACAGCUUGAUCUCGUAUUCUUCAUUCGCAUGACAAGAAUGCAGGCCCAGCUAAUUCCACCCCCAAGGUCACAAUUUGCUGUCGUUGUAAAGUCGCCUUGUCUUGCAGUCAAGUAUCCUCAUGGUGAAACACAUAUUCGCCGGUUCCAGAUCAAGUUCACUACAGAACGUGACUACUUCACAGCCUUGACCCUUCUGGGCGAAAUCAACUGUCCAUUGACAGAAGGCAAGAUUCCAGUUCCAGCAAUACAACGAUUUCCUUCCGUGUCGUCAUGGACAUCGGGGCAGCUCUCUUCAGUUGCCCCCAGGACUACAAACACGGCGGCAACUUCAACCGGCAGCAAUGGAGUGCACUCUUACCCCACAGAGGCGUUAGGGUCUGGAAGGACAACACCCAUUCGAGCAUCAUCCCCCGCGAGCACAAUUUCACACCCUACUUCCAGAUUGGGCCCCGUACCAGCUCUCAACCCCCCAUUCCACAUCAUGGAACCGGUUGACUUAUCUCAACCGCUGCAUGAAUCUGCUCUCGCACACACGCUCAAUAAAGAGCCAGAUCUACCAAGCUCUCAGCUUUCCACCAUGUCUGCAAUUCAUGACGUCGACCAGUUGAACCAGAUGCUCCCUCCCAAGAGAGACCUACCCUUCUCGAAGCCAACCGCAAGGAAACCGUGCGCUGCAAGCUUGACUCGAACGACAGAGAAGUAUCCACAGCCAGUUCCGUCGCCAAGUUCUCAACACACUGAGCCAACCAAGGAUCCACAACCUGAUUUACAUCCUCUCGUCGUCAAGCCUAAUGCUUAUUCUAAAUUGCCCGACUCCGAUUCCCAACUCUUAUCGCAAACAAACCCUUGUCCCGAAGCGAGCCAGCCAUUAUUACUUCAUGAAGAGCCUCCUGCUUCGCAAAACACAGGUCCUAUCUGUCAAUCCGCCGAGCAGACAUCUCAAGUACCCAGUGGUCAGAACGCAUCAGACACACAAAAAAAUCCAACUAACUCGAACUCCAACCACAACCCGGCCAGCAAGCCAAGUAAUAAGUCACCGGUCCUGACAGAAGACCACAUUGCGCAGUAUCUAUCUUCACCAACAGCUGAGCGAAUUGUCUUUCUCGAAAACUGGAUGUGCGAGUUGAUCGACGAUGACGGUUUCAUGGGUCUGUGCGAGGAUGUGGACAGAACAUGGAGGCGGUUUGCAUUCGGCCAAAAGCAGUGA